AUGAUUAAAUUUCAAGAGCACUACUUCUGUUUGGUUGAAGAUUUUAGCCCUGAUCUUAUGAAAAAAAGGCUUCUUUUCAAACCGCUGAUGGCUGAAUGUUAUGAGAAAAAUCUGAAACCUGUGCUCCUAUACCCUGCGAAGCUUCGAAUCUCUCCGCCGAACGUUCCACAUCAGGUUUUUCUUUCUAUAUCCGAGACCCAAGGAGACCCCAGCAUACUCGCAAGCCAGGACUCAUCAAGCAAUGACAACUUUUCAAUUCUGUGGGAAGAAGUAGAAGCAGCCAUAAGAUCGUUGAAGAAUGGGAAAGCUGCAGAAAUAAUCAAUGUCUCAGCUGAGUGGAUAAAACAUGGAAGAGAGACAAUGAUAGACAUCCUCACCAAUAUCUGCAACAAAUUCUGGCAGACUGGGGGAUGGUCCACAUCCCUCACCAUAACUCUCCCAAAGAAAGGAAACUUACAGCAGUGCCAGAAUUAUAGAACCAGAAGUCUUAUCAGCCAUGCAAGCAAAGUGAUAUUGAAAGCCAUCUUGAACAGACUGAAACUACAGCAACAAUACAUUCCAACUCUUAUACUCAAUACUUUAUGGAGGCCAACAUGGCAAAAGCUCUCUUUACCACCUACCUAUGAUGCAGCUUUCAAGGAGUUACGGAUUUGUAUUUCCAGAUUUAUGUAUUCUCUCCUAUUCCUCAGUAUUCUACCAUUUACUGCUUAA
This is a messenger RNA of Hypanus sabinus (Atlantic stingray), 711 nucleotides long. RefSeq lists its product as uncharacterized. NCBI's taxonomy places the organism in Eukaryota, Metazoa, Chordata, Chondrichthyes, Myliobatiformes, Dasyatidae. The record is from RefSeq and is a predicted model, not a curated record. The coding region runs from base 1 to 711 and encodes 236 amino acids. The transcript is spliced from 2 exons.